AUGCAUGGCAAAGGGGAACGGGAAGAUGGAAACCAAAGCUCCUUGGGGGAAUUAAUCCUGCUAGGGAUGUCUGAUCGGCCGCAGUUUGAGCUGCUGCUCUUUGUGCUCAUCUUAAUCUGCUACACCAUGACCUUGCUUGGAAACACCACCAUCAUCGUGGUCUCAUGGCUAGACCCCCAUCUCCACACGCCCAUGUAUUUCUUCCUCAGCAACCUCUCUUUCCUGGACCUCUGCUACACCACCAGCGUUGGUCCCCAGAUGCUGGUGAACUUCCGCAGCACCCACAAAUCCAUCUCCUGGGCCGGCUGUGUGGCCCAGCUCUACAUCUCCCUCUCGCUGGAUUGCACCAAGUGCCUCCUGCUGGCCGUCAUGGCCUACGACUGCUAUGCCGCCAGCUGCCAGCUGCUGCGCUACAUGGCCAUCAUGAGCCGCGCCUGGUUGUGCGGCUUCGGCAACUCCAUGCUGCAGACCAUCCUGACCCUGCAGCUGCCCCGGUGUGGGUGGAACCAAAUCAAGCAUUUCCUCUGCGAGUUGCCAGCCCGGCUCAAGCUGGCCUGUGUCAAUACCUCUGCCAACAAGACCGAGCUCCUCGCCAGUAUGGUUUUCUUUCUGUUGGUGCCACUUGGCCUCAUCCUGAUCUCCUACGGCUACAUCAGCACCGCCAUGCUAAUGUUCUGCUUGGCCCAGGGCAGGCUCAAGGUCUUCAACACUUGUACCUCCCAUCUAGCCGUGGUGUCACUCUUCUAUGGCACGGCCAUUUCCAUGUAUCUGCAGCCUCCAUUCAGCUACUCCCAGGACCGAGGCAAGAUGGUCUCCCUCUUCUAUACCAUGGUGACCCCCAGGAUCAACCCCCUCAUCUACACACUGAGGAACAAGGAGUUGCACAGGGUCCUGUGUAGGGUGCUGGGGAGGAUCCCGACUGCCCAGGGGACCUGA
This is a messenger RNA of Caretta caretta (loggerhead turtle), 936 nucleotides long. NCBI's taxonomy places the organism in Eukaryota, Metazoa, Chordata, Testudines, Cheloniidae. The record is from RefSeq and is a predicted model, not a curated record.